Messenger RNA from Agrilus planipennis (emerald ash borer), 1585 nucleotides. Its product is annotated as transcription termination factor 5, mitochondrial. Gene Ontology annotation, molecular function: double-stranded DNA binding. The record is from RefSeq and is a predicted model, not a curated record. Bases 139 to 1530 code for a protein of 463 amino acids. Gene Ontology annotation, cellular component: mitochondrial matrix. NCBI's taxonomy places the organism in Eukaryota, Metazoa, Arthropoda, Insecta, Coleoptera, Buprestidae. The transcript has 7 exons. Gene Ontology annotation, biological process: regulation of DNA-templated transcription; termination of mitochondrial transcription.
CAUAACCAUAGAUUAUUUAACCUUACAUUUAACGUUUAACUCGGUUUAACUCUACUUUUUUGCAACUUUCCAAAUUCGAAAUGUUUGUAUUUAAAUUUAAUUUUAAAUUGUUUAAUUCGUCCGUUUUACACUUUUCUAAUGCAUAUAAAUCUCAAAGUGCUUUUGUUACAGCUAUUGGUGGGUGUACAUCCCACCAACGUUCCGUAUUUUAAAAAAAAACAUGGCCUAGAAAACAUUACUGAUGAGCAAAUUAAAAGCACAGCGAUGUUCUGUGAAAUGAUUGGUAUAUCAAAACAAGAAAUCAAAGAAAAUCCAAAAUUCCUAAAAAUUAGUUUAAAAAGUCUGGAUUGUCAGCACACAUUAAUGUCAGAAAUAGGUUUUAAAAACAUUGACGCCUAUUUGCUGAUGUCAUACAGAAAGUGCAUGAAUCGCCCAGUUUCUUUAUUGAAAGCGUAUGGGUUUAUAGAUGAUGACACUAAUGUUGCAGAACAUCUUUUAUCACAUUUAAAACCCACUCCAGAAAAUAUAAGAACUGAUGAUAUAUCUGACCAUAAUGUAUUAUUUGAUAUUCACAAGACUUUAUUAAUUAGGUACCUAAUGUGGAGAUUUAAAGCAUCACAAGAUCAAGUCGAAUCUUUCCUUAGACAAUCAGGAGCAAAAACAAUAAGAAGCUUUAGAUUUCUAUGUGAAUGUAUUGCCCUUGCAAGAGAUUUAGGCAUUUCAGAAGAUCAAAUGCUUACCAAAUAUGGUUACAUAUUAGGUGCCUAUCCCAAAUAUCCUCUUACAACAAUAUCAGAAACCCGUGAAAUAUGUGGAAUAACAAUGAGAGAAUUAUAUUUAAGGGACCCAAUGCUAGUCACGGUUCCCCCAGAUAAUAUUAAAAUAAUCAAAGAUAUUUUGGAGAGCAACAAUAUCAGUAGAGAAUCACUUUUGAAUUAUGUAAGAGUUUUGACACUGUCACCAACCACAGUGAAAUUGAGAUUUGAAGAAAUUGAAGCAAUCCCAGAGUUGAAAGUUUUGAAAACACAUCCUAGAAUAUUGUGCUUGAUUGGUCAUCAUAACAGAGCCCGUUCCAGGUUGUCAUUCUUGAAAGAUAUGAAGUUAAACUGUGCAAAUUUAGGGAUAUUGGGUGACCACUCAGUUAGUUUUGAUGCUCAUAUCAAGGAAGGAGUUGAUGAGAACUCGAUAAUGGCUUUAAAACGAUUUAUGCAAUCGAUUUUAAAAAGAGAUUACAGAGAAUUUGAAAAAGACCUGAAAAGGCAUCCAUUUUACUUAAAAGUACCUUUUCUACAAAUACAAGAAACGUUACAGUAUUUGGAAGAAAGAAACUAUGAAAUCCCUACAAUAUUAAAAGCCAUUCAAAUAUUACUUUAUCCCAAAGAAACGAUUAUAAAAACUUUUAAAAAUAUGGACAGUAAUUUAGAAAUAAAAUUAGCACGUCUUACUGACUUACAGAAAUUAAAUUUAGCACUCUAUCUUAUGGAGAAAAGACAUCACUUUACUGGAAAUGGUAUUUGGAAGAACAGUUAAUACAUACUUCGUUUGUAUUUAUAUUUUAUUAUUAAAUCAUGAUGAUGAUAAGCAA